AUGAAAGCGACACAUAAUCCAUGCCAUAACAUGAAUAUGACUCAAUGCAGCUUUCAGGUUGAGAAUGAAUCCGGGAUCAUUGUAAGUCCCAACUAUCCCGACAGGUAUCCUUCUUUGGCCGACUGUAAUUGGACUAUCACGGUGUCUUCCAAGCAUUCCAUUCGUCUGGAAUUUGAAUCUUUCGAUAUUGAGAGCACAGAUCAAUGCAGUUUUGACAAAUUAAUUGUACGCGAUGGGUCCGGUUGUAUUGAUCCAGUUCUGGCUACUCUCUGUGGAGAUGAGCUACCAGCACCGAUUGUGACAAGCGGACCGAGCGUUUACAUUCAAUUUCUCAGCAGUUCAUUUGUUCAAGCAAACGGAUUUAAGAUACGAUUCGAACAAGUCCCACGGACGCUGCAAAAUGCCUCAACCGAUUCUAACUGUGGAGGUUAUCUGAUCGAGGAACAGGGAAUAAUCACCACUCCCAAUUAUCCCAAUAUCUACCCGAAAAAUGUUGAAUGUAUAUGGAAAAUCAGUGCACCGGAAGAUCGACGAAUCAGUUUGAAGUUUGAUGACUUCAACCUUUAUUCCGAUUGUUUUCUGGCGCAUGUGGACAUAUACGACGGACUCAACUGUUCAUCUCGCAUUUUACGUCACUGUGGUCUCCGAUCACCGGGCCCAAUAGAAUCGACCGGUUCCGAGCUGAUGGUUGUGUUUCGUUCCAGCGGGCCAAGCACGCUUAGAGGGUUCCGAGCGACCUACGUUGUAUGGAUGUCAGGAUUUAACCGCACACUAUGGCGGGCCGAUGUUGGGUAG
This is a messenger RNA of Echinostoma caproni, 795 nucleotides long. Lineage: Eukaryota; Metazoa; Platyhelminthes; Trematoda; Plagiorchiida; Echinostomatidae. The record is from the annotation of a GenBank genome assembly.